Vigna unguiculata (cowpea) is the source of this 2219-nucleotide messenger RNA. RefSeq names its product multidrug resistance protein. The record is from RefSeq and is a predicted model, not a curated record. Lineage: Eukaryota; Viridiplantae; Streptophyta; Magnoliopsida; Fabales; Fabaceae.
CAUACAAUGUCGUCUAAAACCAAUUGAUUGUCACACACUAAAGGGAAAGUGAUGUUUGCAUCAAUUUCAUCUCUUUCUUACCUUUUUCUUUCAUAUUCCUCAGACACUGUGAUUGUCUCGUUGACAAAAACAUGUUUACUCAAUGCUUUUCCUUUUAAUCAUUUUUCUCUUCAUUAUUGCUUCAUUCAUUUCAGUAAUUACUUUGAGUUUUUGGGGAUGCAUGAUUAACAGAAAAUGGGGUUCUUCUGCACUUCAUGUAACAUAAAACAUGACAAAAGCCAUGGUUUUCCCUUAACAAGGUUAUGUUUGGGCAAACACGAGAGGAAUAAAAGUGAUCUACAUCACCACUUUACUACCUUUAUUUCUUUUUCACUAUAAAAUGAUUUCUUUCUUCACUUGAAUCAUGAAUGCUCUACUACUGCUUAGCUGUUGGAUGUCAAACACUUUCAUUCUCCCGCUCCCCUUUUCAUAUUUUUUUAUUAUGUCAUAAUAAUAAUAAUCAUUACUACUAUUUUAUUUUACCUGUGUUGUUGUGUUCAUUUCAUUUUUUGGGGAGUUUCUCAUGUAAUGUAAUGUAUGAGUUGGUAUUUGCACGAUAUUGCAGCAGCCUUUUUCUCUUCUUUUAAUAUCUUUUAUCAGUGGAGAUUUUAUGAGAUUAUGCAAGAUUCACAGUGCAAUCUUUCUCAUGAUUACAUUUGAAUGGUUAUGGUGGAAGUGAGGGAAUUCCACACAUUUAUGCCAUCAUCAUACACAGACUUUAAGCUUUAAUCCUCACAUCACAGAGUGGUUUGAAAUAAUUGCUUGCACUUGUCCCACAAAGAGUCACUAUUCAUGUGACUUAAAGGGUUGGAUUGAGAAGAAGAAUGCAGGGUUAAAUAGGAGUACUUUUAGUUUUAAAGGUAGGAAUUGAAAAUUGCUGGUGAGGGUCUGAGGACAAGAAGGCCCAUUCUUUUUGAUUUGUUAAAGUUUGGUUGUUCUGACAAGGUAUAGUAUUGAAUAAGUUAGGCAUCAGGAUGAUCGACAUGGGAACAUAAAUAGGAUUAUCAAACACCUUUGUCUUUACAUUUUCUAUUAGCUAUAAAGCUAACAUCCUCACCAUCAUCUUUCUGUCAACCAAAAUAAAUUGGAUCAACAACACACUUCAAAGGUAAGUUUACUCUCUGCCUGCUACACAAUGCUAAUCUUUCUCUUUCUGUCUUAAUGCCCUUUUUUAGUGCAAAUUGUUUUCAUGAGGUUAAUUUCUUUUCAAUAUCAUUAUUACAAGGUUCUAUCAGGCCAUGCAUACAUGUGCUUGUACCAUUUUUUUCUUUCAAUUUCUUCACCUCAAGUAUUCAUCUUAUCUUGCCUUUUAAGACUUCCCACAAAUGCCUUUAAGUUCUUGUUUUCUGUCAUCCAUGUCUGUAGAUGCAAAAUAAUGCAUUAACUGUUGCAAAGGUUGGAUUGCAGAUCGCAGCCUCAACUAACAGCUCUUGAGAUUUUAGUUUUUGUCUUUAGAGCAUGAGCGAUUUGAACGGUGAAAGAUCAAAGGCAUGGAACAUAUAUCCAUCUUCAAACCCUGGUCCAUCAUCACAGAGAGGAGUUGAUGAGGAAGGUCCAUGGAAAAGCUUAGGGACAUCAAUGAGUGCUAUUUCUUUUGGGUUUGUUGCCACCGCCAUUUUGAUUUCAAUGUUUCUUAUAAUGGCCAUAUUUGAACAUUUGUUCAAACCCACGCCACAAUCUAUGAUGCCACGCUAUCAGGACCACCCAAAACAACCAAAUGCACAACCAGUUCCACCAUGUUAUGCUAAUUCUGAUUUCUCAGUGGUGAUGCCAGGGCACCAAUAUCCUACCUACAUCGCCCAACCUGCUCCUCUCCCUUGUCAAAGGGAAGGGGCUUAUUGGCCUUCUCAUGAACAUCAUUUUGUAUUUAAUUAGUGCAUUUUUUUCUAACCUUCAAUAUCUUAUCACUCAACUUCUCUUCUCUCUGUAUACAGAUACUCAGAGACCACCCACUUGUGUCAAUUUUAUACAUAAAUAUUGUACUUAUAUGCCAAAAUGUGAAGCCAGGUUUCUCCAAGUUUGAUCUACUUCAACUUCAGCAACUAAAGUUGCACCAUAUAAAUGUUUCUUUGUUGUUUUUACUUGCAAUAUUAUCAGUAUCUACUCUUAGUUUUAUGUAAUUGUAGUUUUACUUUCUGGUUUCUGAUUUUCAUAAUUAUAUGUAGAGGUUUUUUUUCUUA